AACUGUGCCCAGCCGUCAAGAUAGCCGCGGACUCUAAGCUGUUGUGCGGCUGGGGCGGCUACGCGUUGGAGGGAUGCGUGGACACGCUGCUCCGGCCGCCACAGCCGCAGGCCAGCCAGCUGGGGACGGUGUAUGCGACGAAGAGGAGGCGGCGGAAUGGGAAAAGCAUCAAGCCCCCUUCAAAAGACGGCGUGACGAAGAGUAACCCCUCGAAGCGACACCGCGAGCGCCUGAACGCUGAGCUGGACACGCUGGCCUCGCUGCUGCCUUUCGAGCAGAACAUCCUCAGCAAGCUGGAUCGCCUCUCCAUCCUGCGGCUGUCUGUCAGCUACCUAAGGACUAAAAGUUAUUUUCAAGUUGUGAUGCACAAGGACAAGGAGGAGCUGCACGGGCACAGGCGCGAGCACUCCGCCUACGACCAUGUCAUGCCCGACGGGGAAAUGUUCCUGCAGGCGCUGAACGGCUUCCUGAUGAUCCUCACAUGCGAAGGCGAGGUGUUCUUCGCAACCCACAGCAUAGAGAGCUACCUCGGCUUCCACCAGUCAGACAUAGUACACCAGUCGGUCUACGAGCUAGUCCACUCUGAGGACCGAGAAGAACUGCAGCGGCAGCUGCUGUGGAACUCUUUCCUACCUCCUGAAGUCAGCAAUCUGACGCUGCAAGAUGUUUUGAGGCCUGAGAGAGCGCAUCUUCUGGAGAGAAGCUUUACUGUACGGUUUAGGUGCCUACUAGACAAUACUUCAGGGUUCUUGAGGCUAGACAUCCGGGGCCGAGUCAAGAUCCUACACGGGCAGAAUAAAAAGACGGAAGAACCACCGCUAGCGUUGUUUGCAAUAUGUGCCCCCUUUGGACCACCAAGCUUACUGGAAAUUCCUCAGAAGGAGGUCAUGUUCAAGAGCAAGCACAAACUUGAUCUUUCGCUCGUGUCUAUGGAUCAAAGGGGUAAGAUGCUUCUAGGGUACACGGACGCAGAACUGGGGAACAUGGGGGGUUACGACUUAGUACAUUACGAUGAUCUAGCCUAUGUGGCCAGCGCUCAUCAAGAAUUAUUAAAAACAGGUGCUUCCGGCAUGAUCGCGUACCGCUUCCAGACCAAAGAAGGGCAGUGGCAGUGGCUGCAGACCUCAUCGCGGCUGGUUUACAAAAACUCCAAGCCCGACUUCGUUAUUAGCACACAUAGGCCGUUAAUGGAGGAAGAAGGCCGCGAUCUCCUCGGCAAGCGGACCAUGGACUUCAAAGUCAGCUACUUGGACACGGGACUAACAAGUCUGUACUUUUCGGAAACUGAACAGCUUUCAGGCUGCGAGUCUACAGUCACCACCCCUCCCCGAAACGCGCGCCGCUACAAAACACAACUUCGAGACUUCCUUUCCACCUGUCGAAAUAAAAGACGGGUGCCUUCCACCCCUGCUCCGCCUCCUGUAGACUAUCUAGCCGCUGAUGCCGUCGCAGCAGCGUAUACUAACCUAAACGGUGCCUACACCGCACCAUACGGAGAAUAUCCUCCAGCUCCCGCCUUACAUUAUGCCCCGCCGCCUUUGGAUGAUAGGUUUCUCACGGCUGAUAAUAUCUUCCAUCAAUAUAAACCACUAUCGUACCACUACACUCCUUACACGCCCAAUGGCUUCCUAGAACCGGCACCGCCACCCGGAUAUGACGUGGCACCGACGUACCAUAGGCCCCCUUCUAGAGAAUACACAUACGUAGAUGCUAGUGGAAGGUACAUGAGUCCUGUAACGGGGCAAGAAAGGAGAUCACCUAGUAUUGUGCCUGGACCGAGUCCUGGUGGGUCCAGCGGGUCUGCGGAACAUGAACGAAUGCAGCAAACGCAGCCAGCAGAGGUGCCCAGACAGACUGUCCUCAUGUGGGGCGCUGGCGGGGCGGCUCAAGAAGUACCCGUGGAGUACUCCCCUCCUCAGGUUUGGCGCUACCACCCAUCACACUAUCACACCGCUGAAGCGACACAAUGAUUUUUAGUAGCCUUUUUUGCGUGCAAUUGUUUCGUUUUAAGUAGAUUAUGGGGUUUGAUGAAACUGUCGACGAACCUACGAUUAUAAGAAAAAAUCUUAUAUCCCCAGGAUAUAAAUAACAUUUGCGAAUACAGUUCUUAUUCACUAAUAAAAUUAAGGUUUCCUAUAAAUAUGAAGCUCAAUUUGGAAAUUGAUUGAAACUUAAAUAAAUGAGCAGUAAUCGUUUGUACCGUCAUCAAAGUUUAGCAAUCAUAGUCGUAAAUUCAUUUUAGGAUAAAGGUAAUUUUUACGACAGUUCCAUCAAAUUCGUGUCUUCAAAGUUUUGUCGCGUGACUUCGUUAAUGAAAUAAUUAACUAGAUUGUUUAGUGAUAUUUUACUUUUAACAAUAUUACUAUCAUUACGAAACUUCCUUAUCACGCGUCAAAACAACUUGUUACCAAGGAGUUUAUUUCCUUAAGUCUUAUACCUCGCUCAGUCCAGUCUUAGUUUCUUUACUAAGCCUUAGUCCAAAGAUCGUAAGACCACGUUUCUUACGUUUUUUCGACUUGCUGUAUUUUUUGUAAUGGAUAUUCUAGACAAAUUUUGACAUCGACAACAAGCAAAAUCAUUGCCUACUCAUGUGUGUUCCUUUUCAAAUUCCUAUAGCUUAUAACUAGUUGAAUAUUAAAACCAUGGACCGUUCAUUUAAACUGGAUGUUACGUCUAGUACCAAAAGUUAUAAUAGUAUUAUAGCGACGCCUGGGUUCUUCUUCGGGGAUUGGGGGGGAGAAGAAUGGUCUAUAUGUAAAAGUAGAUUUUUUUAAAUGUCUACAUUUGUCUAGAGGUGUCCAAAGACAUGACCUUUACUCUGAUUAUAGGCCAUGCCAGAAACAGGGUCCUUCCAUUUUCUUCAAUGUAGAUAAAUUUCUUGUAAAAUUCAAAUAUUCUUCUAUGCGAGAAUAAUAAAAUUCAAGUAGUCCAUUCUGUAGUUAGGUUUUAAUUUUAUAUCAUGCAAUGAGAGUUUUUGUAAUUAAUUGUACAUAUUUAUUUUAAAUAGUAAUUAAAUGCUUGGGCUUAGUAUUGAAAUAUAGCUUAGCUCGCGAUAAAUAAAAAUUGAGCAUUUUUAAAAUGUAUGGUAAGUAAGAAUUGAAAGGAUUAGCUGCUUUCAAAAUGUCUGCCGAUGUUUGGCAUGGCAUACGCUAGAUGGCAGAAUGGUCAAAUACAAAAUUAGAAGUUAGGGGUUUACUCCACAAUUAUGUAUGAUGUAUUGAAGAAAAAACAAAGCCUAGAACGAUACAUAUCAAUUUAAAUUAAGCACCAUUGUAUUAUAAUUAAUAGUCCGAUAAAAACCGUUUUGAAGAUUUUCGUUACCUUCAGGCUUUAUUUUUUAAGUGUUAUGCUCCACACUAAAUUUCGAAUUGACGAAUGCAAUUUUUCCAAAUCAAUUUGGAAUACUUAUAGUCGUCACAACGUAAGAAUUGCCAUUUCACAGUUACUAGUAUAAAUUGACCCUUACCUAUAUGACGAUUA
Molecule: messenger RNA, 3480 nt
Organism: Cydia splendana
Lineage: Eukaryota; Metazoa; Arthropoda; Insecta; Lepidoptera; Tortricidae
Gene: ss
Product: aryl hydrocarbon receptor
Exons: 9
Coding region: 363-1970 (535 amino acids)
Biological process (GO): regulation of transcription by RNA polymerase II; response to xenobiotic stimulus; xenobiotic metabolic process
Cellular component (GO): nucleus; aryl hydrocarbon receptor complex
Molecular function (GO): nuclear receptor activity; transcription cis-regulatory region binding
Source: RefSeq, a predicted model, not a curated record